UAACAAAAGGCCUUCAGAGUCUCUUCCAUCUUCCCUAAAGCUCAAACCUUUCACUCCUCCCCAAAUCCCUAAUUUUCCAUCCUCUCUCUGCAACCAAAACCCAAUUCACGAUGACCAAGCAACACGCCAAUUGGUCCCCCUACGACAACAAUGGCGGAUCCGUGGUGGCGAUUGCCGGAGCUGACUACUGUGUGGUGGCCGCCGAUACUCGUAUGUCGACCGGUUACAGUAUUCUGACCCGCGGCUACUCCAAAAUCUCCAAACUAGCAGAUAAAGCUUAUAUGGCUUCGUCUGGUUUUCAAGCUGAUGUAAAAGCUUUACAGAAGCAUUUGUCAGCUAAGCACUCGAUUUACCAGCAUCAGCAUAACAAGCAAAUGAGCUGCCCUGCUAUGGCUCAACUACUUUCCAAUACUCUUUACUUCAAACGCUUCUUUCCAUACUACGCCUUCAAUGUUUUGGGUGGUCUUGACAACGAAGGUAAGGGUUGUGUCUUCACAUAUGAUGCUGUUGGUUCCUAUGAGAGGGUUGGAUAUAGUGCCCAAGGCUCUGGUUCCACACUCAUCAUGCCUUUCUUGGAUAACCAACUGAAGUCUCCCAGUCCUCUCUUGUUGCCUGCUGUGGAUGCUGUAACACCUCUUUCUGAAGGAGAAGCAAUUGAUUUGGUCAAAACUGUUUUUGCAUCUGCCACCGAGAGGGAUAUAUACACUGGAGACAGUCUUGAAAUCACUGUCCUCAAUGCUAAAGGCUCUCGUACUGAAUACAUGGAUUUAAGGAAAGAUUGAGUUGUACUCAGAACCAGGCUGCUGGUUUUGAGCAAGGCAGAAGAUUGGAGUUUCAUACUACACCCUUUGUUCGUAAAUUAAGACAUUUCAUUCAGUGAUCUUAUCACUGUCAAUUGUGGUUUAGCUUUUGAUGAAUCCAAUUUGAAAACCCCCCAUCUAGUUAAUCAAAAUGUUGCAGUUCUGCUGCCUGUACUAAGCCUGAUUAUAUAUGCAGCUCACUUUUUACAUUUAUCCAAUUGCGUUUGGUGUUUACAGAUUUCAUGUAUUAUUAGAUGACAUCGAUAUCUUUUGUUGGAAAUCAGUCUAAGAGAUAUUUGGUAUCUUUGUUA
This is a messenger RNA of Argentina anserina (silverweed cinquefoil), 1111 nucleotides long. RefSeq names its product proteasome subunit beta type-1. The record is from RefSeq and is a predicted model, not a curated record. Lineage: Eukaryota; Viridiplantae; Streptophyta; Magnoliopsida; Rosales; Rosaceae. Bases 111 to 782 code for a protein of 223 amino acids. The transcript has 7 exons. Gene Ontology annotation, cellular component: proteasome core complex.